GCGCCGAAAGCUCUGGAACUGUCAACGCAAUCACCCCGCGCGGGCUGGACAGAGCAGGGCCGCCGCUGCUGCGGUUGGAAGUUUCUGGAAAGUUCGCUGAAAAGCGAUAUAAAUGGGUCGCGAGUACGAAAAUAGUGCACGCGCUCUGAAUUACCGACACUGACUGGACUGACACACACAGGCGGGUUUGUUUAUUUGUUUAUCUGACCUGAACACACCGCUCUAUGUACGGAGGAGCGUCCAGGAUGGCCGUUGUGGGCUUUGAUGUGGGAUUUCAGAACUGCUGUAUUGCUGUGGUCAAAAGCGGAGGAAUCGAGACCGUGUCCAAUGAAUUUACGGACAGAUGCACGCCAGCUGUUGUGUCAUUUAAUUCAAAGAGCAGAUCCAUUGGUAAUGCUGCAAAAAACCAGAUGAUAACCAAUACUGCCAGCACAGUCUCUCAUUUUAAGAGACUACAUGGCAGAUUGUUUCAGGAUCAUUCUGUGCAAGCAGAGAAGGCUAGUUUACAGUAUGACCUGGUACCACUAAAUGAUGGGAAAGUUGGAGUCAAGGUCAUGUAUCUCGACCAGGAGCACCAUUUUAGCAUCGAGCAGGUCACGGCUAUGUUGUUGACCAAAUUGAAAGACAUUGCAGAAGCUAAUCUGCAGAAGAAAGUGGUGGAGUGUGUCAUCUCUAUCCCCUCAUUCUUCACUGAUUCAGAAAGGAGGUCUGUGCUGGAUGCUGCCAAGAUUGCCGGCUUGAACUGCCUGAAGCUAAUGAAUGACAGCACUGCAGUGGCGUUAAACUAUGGCAUAUACAAGGAGGAUCUUCCAGGCUGUGAUGAGAAUCCAAAGAUUGUGGCAUUUGUGGACAUGGGCCACUCAGCUCUCCAGGUCUCUGUUUGUGCUUUCAACAAAGGCAAACUUAAGGUGCUGUCGACCGCCUUUGAUCCUUAUUUGGGAGGGAAAGACUUUGAUCAGAGGCUGGUGGAAUACUUCUGUGCCGAAUUUAAGUCCAAGUACAAGAUGGAUGUAAAGUCCAAGGCUCGAGCUGUGUUGCGACUGACACAAGAGUGUGAGAGACUCAAGAAACUGAUGAGCAGCAACUCCACAGACAUUCUCCUCAACACUGAGUGCUUUAUGGACGAUAAAGACGUAUGUGGGAAAAUGAACAGGGCCAAAUUUGAGGAGCUAUGUGCUGACCUGAUCGAGAGAGUGAUGGUUCCUUUGAUGACGGCUGUAGAACAGGCUCAAGUGCGGCUUCAGGACAUCAGUGCUGUGGAGAUUGUAGGGGGAGCCACACGGAUCCCUGCUGUAAAGGCCCAGAUCAGUAAGUUCUUCAGGAGGAAUGUGAGCACUACAUUGAAUGCAGAUGAAGCAGUGGCCAGAGGCUGUGCGUUACAGUGUGCCAUGCUCUCUCCUGCAUUCAGAGUGCGAGACUUCUCCAUCACAGAUGCUAUCCCAUUCCCUGUUUCACUUUCCUGGACCAGUGAAGCAGAUGAAGGCAAAUCCUGUUACGAGAUAUUUGGCAGGAAUCAUCCCUGUCCGUCAGCCAAAAUGAUCACGUUUUACAGGAGCAAGCCUUUCGUUCUGGAAGCUUUUUAUUCAGAUCUGACAUUGCUGCCCUUUCCUGAGGCGAAGAUUGCUGAAUAUAAAGUGCAGAACAUUCAACCGCAGGAGAAUGGAGAAAAAGCAAAGGUGAAAGUAAAAGUUCAAGUAAACGCCAGUGGUAUAGUCAGCGUGAGCUCAGCUACUAUGGUCCAGAGGGUCAGCUUAAACAAAUCUGAAACCACAGAAAUAAAUGAGAUUUACAGUCAUGACGGCUCUGAUGAUAUUGACAUAGAGGACAAGAUACAAGAGGCAAAUAUUCAGCACUCGGUAGACAAAGAAAACCUGCCAAAAGCACAGUGUCCCCCCAUGGAAAAAGAGCAGAAUCAAACAGAUGCACUGAGUAUGAAUGGAGAAGUAAACAAUCACCCCCCUGAUGCUAAAAAAGCUAAGAUGAGGGUCAAGCAUGUUGUUCUGCCCAUUGAGGAGACGUUUACCCAGCAGCUACCAAAGGAUUGCAUCAGCACUUACAUGGAGCAGGAGAGCAAAAUGAUACAGCAAGACUGCCAGGAGAAAGAACGCAACAACGCUAAAAAUGCAGUGGAGGAGAAUGUCUAUUACUACAAACACAAACUGGAGGGCCCCUAUCAGACAUUCAUAAAUGCUCAAGACCAUCAGACGUUCUCAGAGCUUUUAAAUGGCACAGAGAACUGGCUGUACGAAGAAGGAGCAGACCAAGAUAAGCAGACGUACAUUAACAAGCUGGAAGAAAUACACAAGCUGGGUAAGCCUGUGCAAAACAGAUACCAGGAGUCCAUACUGAGGCCUAAAAUGUUCGAGGAGCUGUCGGCUAAAAUACAAAGCUACAUGACUAUUAUGGAGGAGUAUAAGAAUGGACUUUUUCAGAAUGACAGUUACGGUCAUAUCGACGCCAUGGACAUGGACAAGGUCAGAGUGUGUGUUGAAGAUACACAAGUGUGGAUGACAAACAUAAAGGAUUCUCAGGAUAAACGCACACCGGAUCAGGAACCUGCCAUACACAGCACUCAGAUCCAAGAGAAAUUACAGGCACUCAACAACAUUUGUGAGGAAAUAGUUUCCAAACCCAAGCCCAGAGUUGACUCUCCCAUGGAAGACAACAUUCAACCAGAGCGGCCGCACAACAGAAAAAGCCCAGAAGACGUGACUAUGGAAUACACUGAUUUUGUUCAAAAUGAAGCAAAAAACAGCCAUGCCAAUAUUUAACGGCUUAUCAUAUUGGUAAAACAAUACGACUGGAUUGCAUAUAAUGUGGUCGCUGAUGCAUCAUUCAGUCAUAUAAACUGAUUAAUGAAGCUUUUUGUUUCUUAUUUUUGAUGUUAAGAGGCACAUUCGAAGAAUGUUUCUUAUGUUCAGAGUGAUAUGAUUUUCGUAUUCACCUUCAUAUAGCAUCUUGAAAUCCGCAGAAGCUCCACCUUCUCCACAGUUUCAGUCUCUAAGCUGUCCAAAUAAAUUCUGACUAUAAAGUCCCAGUCCCAUUGAUAAAAACGAUGAAAAUCAUAAUAUAUAAAAAUAUAAAAUAAUAUGCUUUAAUGCCUGUUUUAGAUGUAGAUGAACAGGAAAAAACAGCAACUGUAUUGACAGUUUUACUGCACUAAGAGAAAGUUCAUACUGAAACUGUGGCUCUAAAAGUGAAAGCUUGCAAUAUCAGAAAUGGAUGUACAAGAGCUGCUGCUACACGCUUGACUGUUCCGCUUUAUUUUCGCUGUGCGUUCAAUAGGAUAUGUCAUUAUGAAUUCACGAUUUAUUUAUAGCACAUACUGACAGCAGUAUCCGUGCAGGUGAAAACACACCCAUCGUCUUUGUGAAAUUUGCUGAUGCAGAGAAUUGAUGUUUGUUCCUUUGUGUUGUGCCUGAAACUUUCACCUUAAGUUGGAAAUUGUAAUAAAAACUUUAUAUUCCACAUUU
This is a messenger RNA of Labeo rohita (rohu), 3473 nucleotides long. RefSeq names its product heat shock 105/110 protein 1 (gene hsph1). Bases 225 to 2771 code for a protein of 848 amino acids. The record is from RefSeq and is a predicted model, not a curated record. The transcript has 18 exons. Gene Ontology annotation, biological process: protein folding. NCBI's taxonomy places the organism in Eukaryota, Metazoa, Chordata, Actinopteri, Cypriniformes, Cyprinidae. Gene Ontology annotation, cellular component: cytosol; nucleus. Gene Ontology annotation, molecular function: ATP-dependent protein folding chaperone; ATP binding.